AUCUGAAACCUCCAAAUUCUUUUGAAGAAGCCAAACUUCUUAUAACAUAUUCUCCCCAUCCCCUCUCUUUGUGAAGUCUUCUUGGGUUGGUUGAGUGAAGAUGGGCAUGGUGGUAGUGAUCUCUCUGCCUCUAAUUAUCUUCUGCAUAUUACUUGGUGUUGGGUGUUACUUCUGGGGAAGAGCUAAAGGGAGACAAGAUAUCCGCACCAACCCUCAGAUUUAUGGGGUACCAGCUCCGCCGCCCGGUGCAACAACCUCUUUCCCAUCUCCUCCACACACCAAGCCUGACAACUUGGCCAAUGUUUGAUAGGGGCAUCUCAGAAUUGAAGUUACAACAAGAAUAGAUUUUAUAUCUGGGUUCCUUUAAAAAACAAUUUUUGGGUUGUGUGUUUUUGUUGCUUAUACCUGUGUGAAAUUGAGAUAUGUUGUGUUGGGUGUACAUUGGUUGAAUCAUGAAUCAAUAAAGAUGUAUAGCAGCAAUAAAUCUAUUUUCUGAUGCAUAAUUUGGUUUUAA
Theobroma umbraticum is the source of this 514-nucleotide messenger RNA. RefSeq lists its product as uncharacterized. The record is from RefSeq and is a predicted model, not a curated record. Lineage: Eukaryota; Viridiplantae; Streptophyta; Magnoliopsida; Malvales; Malvaceae.